Messenger RNA from Pocillopora verrucosa, 3836 nucleotides. RefSeq names its product delta(14)-sterol reductase TM7SF2. Gene Ontology annotation, biological process: cholesterol biosynthetic process. The record is from RefSeq and is a predicted model, not a curated record. Gene Ontology annotation, cellular component: endoplasmic reticulum membrane; nuclear inner membrane. Gene Ontology annotation, molecular function: Delta14-sterol reductase activity. Lineage: Eukaryota; Metazoa; Cnidaria; Anthozoa; Scleractinia; Pocilloporidae.
UCAACUUUUUACGAGAAGUUUGUGAUGGGAAGUAGUGUUGGAGUACUUUAAACAUAAGUAAUACAUUUAGCCGAUUGGUUUACUACAAGAAAAUGCAAGGAGAAAAGUCUCUAGCCGUUGGAGAAACAGUGUGGGCAAUGUGGCCGGGAAGCAGGAAAUAUUACGAAGCUACAAUUCUCAAUGUCGGCAAAACUAAGGUUGAAGUUAACUUCAAAGAAAACUACAAAACGGAAGUCGCUCUGAAAAAUAUUUACAGGCAACUUCCUUUUCGUUCCCGUUCAACGUCGCCCGCGCGAUCGCCAGCACGAAGAAGGUCUCGCUCGCCAGGGCGAAGAUCCCGUUCACGAUCACGAUCUCCGGCAAGAAGUCGGGGACGUCCUCCAGCCCAGAAGACGUCGGAAGAAAGUCUUGUCGCAAAGGUUAAACAAGAAAUAGCGACUCCGAGUCGGCGUUCUUCUAGAAGAAGCAGAAUGCCCGAAAAAACUGUAGAAGAGUCUUCGACUUUAACCACAACUGUUACCAAAGACAGUGCGACCGUUACUACCACGCGUGUGACUCGGUCUGUCACGAAGAAGCUUAUUGCAGAGGAAAAGGAGGCCUUUCAUACACCAGAGGUCAAGCCAAAUCCAAUGAAUAGCAGUCAUGGAUACGAAUUCGGUGGCCCAGUUGGAGUGUGUUUAAUGAUGAUCGGGCUUCCUGCAAUGGUUAUAGCGUCAUACUUGUUUUGUAACAAAGACGGAUGCUCAAUCCAUCAGCGCCCAUCGAUUCCACAAGUUUGGAGCUUCACCGGAGGAUUUUUCGACAUUGGUCAUCUGAUUGUCCUUGGAUGGAUCAUUUUCCAGGCGAUUAUUUACAUGUUGCCCAUUGGAAAGGUCAUCAAGGGACGAGUGCUUGCAGAUGGAACAUGUCUUGAUUACAGAACAAAUGGUUUCAUUGCCUUAAUCCUAAGUGCAGUUGGGUUUGCAAUGUGCCUUUAUUUCAAAGUGCAGGUUAGCAUGGUCUAUGACACUUUCAUUGGAAUCAUCACAGCGACUAUCUUGUGGUCUAUUAUCGUAGCUGUCAUUGUUUACAUUAUGGCAUGCCAACAGAAAAGAGGUUUGGCUCCAGGAGGUAACACAGGUAAUGUGAUCUAUGACUUCUUUAUGGGACACCAGCUCAACCCACGAUUGGGAAAAUUUGAUUUCAAAUUCUUUUUCGAAGUUAGGCCUGGACUAAUAGGAUGGGUGAUGAUCAACUUUUGCAUGGCUGCCAAAGAAUUCAACAAGAGAGGGGAAGUUUCUCCCGCAAUGAUGCUUGUGUGCAUCUUUCAGUUGAUAUAUGUUGCUGACUGCUUAUUUUAUGAGUCUUCCAUCCUAAGUACAAUGGACAUCAUUGAUGAAGGAUUUGGCUUCAUGUUGGCAUUUGGAGACAUAUCAUGGGUUCCAAUCAUGUAUUCCAUACAGGCACGUUAUCUUGUGGAUAAUCCAGUAAUGAUAACAAAUCUUACAAUUGCUGCAAUAGUAACUCUAUUUGUUAUUGGGUAUGGGAUAUUCCGUGGAGCCAACUCCCAGAAGGACAGAUUCAGAACUGAUCCUGACUCUGAGGAGUUCCAAGAUGAAGAAACCAUUCUAACCCCAACUGGUAAACGACUCCUGGUCUCUGGCUGGUGGGGCCUGGUGCGACAUCCUAACUACCUGGGUGACAUUAUUAUGGCAAUCGCUUGGUCCAUUCCUUGUGGCUUUUCAAACCCAUUCCCGUUUUUCUAUCCGGUGUAUUUGACAAUUCUACUGGUUCACCGUGAAUUCCGGGACGAAGCAAACAGCCGUCGUAAGUACGGAGCAAGCUGGGACGAGUAUUGCCGGCGAGUGCCCUACCGCAUUCUACCCAAGAUAUUUUAACUUUCUUGCGCUUAUCGUUUUAAGGUUUUUUUUUACUCUGUGAAACAACCGUCUCUUCAUUGCCUUUUAGAAGUCUUUUUUAGUGUAAAGGUUUAUACCAUAAAAAGUAUUUUUUAACUUUAAAAAAUCAAAGAAGUAGCCGAGGAAAUUCUGGAAGGUAAAAAAACAAAAACACAUUUUAGUAGACAAGAUUUUUCCGAGAAGUCCUUCUCUAUAGAGAUUUUUUUCGCAGAGCCCAUGGCUAUGAGCCUAUGGGUAUGAUAAUAUAUUUAUGUAACUUUCGUUUUGGCCAUUUAUUGUGUCGGUUCCAUAUGAAGAAAUUUUACUCAGACAUCCAUUAUAUCGUAAUUUUCGAUGCAUGCAUGACAAAAGCCCAGGAUAUAUAUUAGUUACACUAUACACUAAGUAAUUAUGUGCCUUGCGAGGAUCCUUGCCAGCAGGCUCUCAUUAGCGUGAGAUUCGAGCCCUCAAGUGAAACAAGCGUACCAGAGAUCUACUAACAAGUCGUGCUAGAAACUAUGUGGACCUCACGCGACCUCUCGCAGGGUAGGAACGCGCGACAUCGCCGCUCGUGUGGCAGCGCAAACGAGAGCCUGCUGGCAGGUUCAAUGAUAGUGAUAUUUUUAGAUUAAGAACUUGUUUUAAGGUUAUGGUUAAGAUCGGGACGCAAUAAGCGACAAACUUACUGCGAUAGGUCUCUGCUUCCGAAAAGAGUUUCACUGUUACUGUCGCAUAAACUCAAACCCGUGUAAAAUUAUACAAAGAGCUGUCAGAAUGAAGGGUCGAAAUUACCACUAGUGAGUCCCCUUCCCAACUGAAAAUUGAUAUUUGGUAACCGGUAAUUUGGAGUCUAGUCGCCAGGAGACGAUUAACUUCACGUGAUGUCAACGUUCUUCAUGUAAACUAGUGCUAAAGAUACGAAAUGUCGGUUUUUUCGUUUUGCUCUUGCAUCCUCAACAAUUAGGGAUAUGAAACCUCUUUAAAACUUCGCAGUUUUGUAUUGCCCCUUGUAGGAAAGAUUUAAGAUUGGGGCCUCUAUUGGUAAGCCAAAUUGCUCCAUCUGGCGACUGAAACAAAAUUGUCACUGUACGGGACGUAAAGUGACAAUUUUCGGCCCUGAAAAUUCUGUCACGUGAAAGAGGAUUUCCUUUAAAAUUAAAGAAAUACGCCGUCGUUGCGACUUUUGGUUUAGUGCAUCCCGACCUUGAUGUUUUAAAGUGAAAAACAGUGAAAAGCCCAUAAACUGAAAUCAAAAUCACUGUAUAAUUACUUAACCGGAGAGCAUGAUAGCCGAUCUUGCUGACCUUUUUAGUGUAGGAUACUUAUCGACACAUUUCUCGUUGUAUAAUACAUCUAAGUUUACCUUUUACAGAAAGUCUAUGGCUACUUAUUCUUGGUUAUACAAUCGAACAGUCCCUGACCAUUCGUAAUAACGCCCGGCAGAAAUGAAGAAGUCUUCAAGACUGGCACAGAUGAAACUACAGCUAUAUGUAGUUGGUGUUUGCAUUAGUCGAGGCAGCGAGAGGUUCGGGUUAUUUUCAAGGGAUUGAAAGAAACAUAGCUUGUCACUCGUAUAUUAGUAUGAGAGGGUUAUUGUAAGCUCAAGAAAAUGUUUAAUCAGGCGUGGAAAAUAAUCUAGGACUGCGCCGGCUCUACCUCAUUACGCUCUUUGAUUGGUCUAGAAAGUUCGUGCCAAUCCCUAACCAAUCGCGACUUAGAGACUUGGCUCCAGGAUUCUGACUCCACUUGAAGGUUCUAAGAAAUAUGUUUGAAAAAACAAACCAAAAAAUAUACGUUAAAGCCUUUGGAGCUGUAAAUUUCUUGGACAGUAACCCUUUUCGCUGUUAGAAACAAAUACACGAAGCAAACCAUCGUGUAGAAUGAGCAGCAAUGGCAGUUACAAAACGUACGUCUGUUGAAGUAUUUGAUGCCCUUGUUUCGCAGGGGUAGUCAUGUACA